ACACGCAAACUUAAAGACACAGCGGCCAAGAUAGGUUCUAUCACCGUUGAUACGCCGUUUUUGUAUCCGUUGCGAAGUAUAUUCAUUGCAUGAAUCGUGUUUUUGGACGUCGAGCCUUUACUGCCGGCAGAAUGGCGCUGCAUCAAGCUACAAAGACGGAAAAGCUCAUUUUUGCACCUGGUGAAGGAAAAAGCCAUGGCGCACAGGCAGCGCAGUUUAAUGGAGAUGCGUUGAUGCGGACUGAUCUCGAUCCAAAGUCACCGGUGACGCAGUUCAACAGCUGGUUCUCUGAGGCACAAAAGGCAGGCAUCAAACAAGUCGAAGCAUGCACUCUAUCUACGGCACAGCUCCCCACAGGGCGAGUAUCUUCGCGGGUUGUAUAUCUAAAGGAGUUGGAUGACAAGGGUUUCGUCAUCUACUCCAACUUUGGCACGUCACGCAAGGCGGAGGAUCUCGCGACAAACCCGCACGCAUCAUUAGUGUUUUACUGGAAAGAGAUUAACCGUCAGGUCCGUGUUGAGGGUGUAGCGGCGCGAAACACAGCCGAAGAGAGCCAGCUAUAUUUUGACACGCGUGCGAGAGGCAGCCGCAUUGGCGCCUGGUCCAGCAAGCAGAGUGCUGUGCUACAACCCAACAAGGACGAUGCAGCCGAUGACGGGCGAGAGCAGCUAGAAGGUUGGGUCAAGGAGACAGAAGAGCGAUUCAAAGAUGUCGAAAAGAUCCCGGUACCGGACUUUUGGGGUGGUCUCUGUAUUGUGCCUCAAAGGAUAGAGUUUUGGCAGGGCCGCCAUAGUAGGCUGCACGACCGCUUUGUGUACGAGCGACAGGAAGAGAGUGAUGGUGGACAGGGUAACUGGAAGUUGGAGCGCCUGAGCCCAUGAACAAAGCAUUGGAUAUGUAAAGAAUUAACGAAGAAAUCAUGUUGUAUUCAGCCUCAGAAGAAACAACACACCGUUUGCACAGGCUGCUGUGUUACACGCAAUAACAAUGCUAUAGAAUAAUGAAAAGCAGUAGCAGAAUUUAUAACCAGGACAACAAAAAAACUAUGCCUAAAUCAUGAUGCGUCGCCAGAGGGGGGGUAUCGAUGUGCAGAAAUGACAGAAUUCCAGGCCGCGGUGGUGUGAUGAGGCAGCCAGCCGCCUAAAAUAGAUCCAUGCGUCCAUAUAACGUUGCAAAAGCAAACUAAGCAAAGAAAAGUAGAACAAUUGAUGAUAAACGCCAGAGUAAAUGCAGAAUCGUAAUGCGCCAAAAGUAGACAUAUAAUGUGGUGAGAGAGAGAGAGAGAGAGAGAAGGAUGGGUUUAUGUUCCGUCUACAUGGCCCAGCCAGCACCCAGGCCAAGACCCAGAUCGUCAUAUCUGCUGGUUAUCGGGGCCAUAGUCUUUGAGCGGGAGUGGCCCAAGACAUAGCCGUCAUUGCUUUGUUCUUCGCCAUCGCUGUCUGGAGGAGUUGGCUCGUGGAGGUGGUAUGGCGUGGCAUGGGCGCCGGCCAGCUGCAUGUCAGCCAUGGCGUCGGCAAUCAACUCCUCGUCGCACAGCGGCAUGAUGCGAUAGUUAAGAUUCUCUAUGACACAUCGCUCGGUGGUGUUAAGCUGGCUGCUGGACCAGAGCCCUUGGCCCCAGUCGUCGCAGUAGAACUGGGAAGCCUGUUCGGGGUCUUCGGUGAACUUGACGGCGAUAACGAGGGCGGCGAGAACAAUGAUUUCGGGAUUGACCGAGUCAAUGUGCAGUUGCGGCUGCUUGUUGCGCUUCUCAAGCUUUCUUGCAGCCGCCUUAGACGACUGCGGGAGACUGUGGCGCUUGGAUGACGAGGAUGACGAAGUAGCAAAGGAGGAGUCGCUAGGAACAGCCGGUGAGGCGGGCACAAGGGGGCACGAGAGACGCCAUUUCCGGGCAAAGCGAGAGUUGAGGCUAUCGAGGAUGCAAACCGCAAGGGCAAUUGUCUCUAGCGGGAGAUUUGCACGUGCCAGGAUGGCCUGGACGAGGGAAACGGAAGCAUCGGCGAGGGAUGCAGCUGAAGGGAUGAGGUUGACGAGGUGGAUGGCGGAACCUGAGAAGAGCAGCAGCCCUUUGUUAGCAUGAGAAAAUAAAUGAAUAAAUAAAUAAAAUAAAACGGCUAAAUUCCGAGCCGGGGAGUACAAAGCAGUAUUUUUUGUGGAAAUGGCAUAUCCAAAUACACGGAAAAGCAAGAUGGAGAAAAAAUAAAUACGAACCUCGAUAGUGGUCUGAUAAGAGCUCUGGACCAACAUCCCAGGCGGUGUUGCACAGGGGCGAUGCCACUCCACUGGAGCCCCUGUAGCUCGGGGGCGGGGUGGGGAGAUUCGAUAGUGGCUUGUAGGUGAAAAAGGCGGUGUCUAGGGCCGCUUGGCUUGCUGGAGCCGCAGCUGCGUCGUGCUGGUGCUGUUGCUGCCUCUUCAUGGUGGUGGUGGUGAGAAUGUUGGCAGACGAAAAGUGACAAGAGGACAAAGAUGAGUGCGGUUGCUUUUCGUUUUAUUUUACUUUUCUUCCUGAGGAUGGCCUCUCGUGUUUUUUUUCCUAUUGUCUCAUGGGCGCCGUGUCUCUGGUACUGCUUGCUGUGACGGUGUCGUGUUCAUAACGCGUAGCUGCAACAAGACUGCUCCUGAUUUGAAACGCUAGGUCAAACCACGCGAGUAUGUAUGUGUCUUGCGAAUAAUCGGAUGACGAGCGAAGAAGAAGACGAUUUAUUAACUGCGAAAUCGAACAAACAUACGGGACAUACAAGAAGGGAAGAUGGCGUGUGCGGCUGCACCUCGAUUCAUAUUAUAUAUCCAUGCACCUCGUACUGCAGCACAGCACUGGGGCCCGCAAGGCGAAAUCUCUCGCUCCCUUGGACGCUCUCGCAGCAGAUCGAUGCAGCCUGCAAUCCCAUUACACCCAUGGGUGGGACGUUCUGGGCCGUCCAGCUUACGGAACGCCUGCACCCGCAUUGGGCCCCAAGACGAGCCAACACCACGCUGCGCCGUCCCUUCUUUAGCACACCCUUAGCUCAAAAAGGGGACCUAGCACAGCAGCAAAGAAACCUAACAUGGCAGCAACGCCGACACCCAAAGCGACCCCUGGCCUGCCAGCCCGAGACAAGGUCAGGUUGGCCUAGUCUUGUUUGCUGUGUCCCUGCCCCUGCUCUGCGGCGUUAUCUGCCUCCAACACCACGCAAAGGAGAGACUGGGCAGGCAGGUUGCGCUGGUUUUGCUUGUCCAUCUGUCUACUGCGCCGCUGGUUCAUCUACAUUUACGCUCGGUGAGCUGUUCUUUGCCGAUGGCGCUGCUGCUGCUGCUCGCUGUCCACCACCACAUGUUGACACGACAGCAAUAAAGGGUCUAGACAAUGAAUCGCCGCGGCCCACGCAUGUGAGAUGACAAUCGCCUCAGAUGGAGCUUAUCGCACUGCAUCGCACUAAGAACCAUCAGCGCUGAAAAAAAAAAUCAAACAUCGCGGCGCCCCGCUGCAAGUGAGGCCAGAAACAGAGGGUCCUCCGACGAUACACGGCGGCCUGUAAACCGGCCCACGCUUCUGGAUGAACUUGCUGCUGAGAUGCAGCGUCCUUUUCGGAGUGGCCUGCCGCUAGCUGGACCCAGCGUCGAUUCUCGACCCUUUGCGAUUGCAUGCGAUCCUCGUCCCGGCUGAAUCGAAAUACCACCCAAAUCUGCUCAACGCUGACUAGCCUGCAUGCCGGGAACGCUCCAGAAGCGAGGUUGCAGCAUCUCAAAUAGCCGGAAUUGUCAAUUGUGCGCUGACUGCUUAGAAUGGCAUUGUAUAAACUAGAGCUGAUAGUCGGUUGGUUGGUGUUAGUUGGCUGCUGUCAAGGUUAAUUGCUCACGCACACGCUCUCGGGCCACGACCACGCUAAAACAUGAGCCCUUUUUUUGACACCAUUGUCCAAUAGCGCUGAUGUUGCUUGCUGUUUAGUCGCCGUCUAGCACAGCAAGCCAAACAUGGUAGUCUCAUAGCUACGCUGCCAUGACCAGCUACUCCAAACAACCCUUUCUUGGCCUGCGGAGCAACCUGUGUCAGUGGCGCUGUUCUUCUUGACCCCCCUGGCGACCAUGUUCGCCGUUGUACCGCGCAGUUCAUCCGUCGUAUCCUGAGCAUAAGAUGAGGUGCGCAGAGGUGGCGGCUGUGCAUGGACACGCCUUGGCUACACCUGUUUCAACAAGAUUGCUCGCGAAAUGAUGCUCUCUCGGUUUGCGUUAGCCGUGGCGUUCAAGGAGCCCUAUCCCUAGUACACCAAAACUCAGCCGCCGCCACGGAGCCUACGGUGAAAGGCUGCUAGCUAGCGCUCGCUCGUGUGCCGAGAUGCUAUUCUUGUCCUGGACCGACUGCAGCCACACGCCCAAAGCGUUUUAUCCUCGCCGUUCUUCCACCUCAGGCCCUGCCAUUUGAGUUUACGCUAACCGUUGCGAGAGGAAACGAGGAACGCCCCUAGUCUUCAGCCAAGGCACCUUUUCGCACAUCGCACUCUCGCUUUGACCCAUUUGGGCAGUGCAGUGGCCAUGUAAGCGGCGACACUGUAUUUUCAAUUACAUUUGGCUUUGGUAAACGGCGCCCGUUCCCGUUACAACUCUGUCCGCUACCACUUUAGCCAAGAAAGCUUGCACAGCGUCACAUUCGCUUGCUAAAGUCCCCGCGGACAAUUUUGUUUAAUGCUCCGUUGUAUAUGUGGCCGCAGCCUGCUGACCCGUGCUAUGCCCGAGCUGCUUGCGAGAAGGCUCCCAGCAAAGGCUGCGCUGUGACCGCUACAAUCUCAAGACUUACUUCCCAAUCCAGCAGAGUGAUCGACACUGUUUGCUAGUCUAGUCCACAGCCUCGCGCAACGGUUGUCACCGCGCUUGGUAGAAGUGAUAAUCAUUUUGGGGGAAUUUCAACAUGUGAAUUCAAACUAUAUCUGCGCCUGCGCUUACUCCGACAAAGAGCAAAUGUCUCCCGAGCGACAUUCCCCAGACCGCUAUCAGCACCAUAACCUGGAGCCGCAGUCUAAAAGAUGGGAUGAUGCUGUGUUGCGCCGCUAAAAUAACGCUGUAAAGGAUAUAAACCGAAAUAAAAACACCUCUUAUUUUGCUAUUUACUGAAUGAUGAUGGUAGUGGCAACUGGGUAUCCAAAGUUAGCGGCUGAUUCAAGGGAAUGCUAUAAAGAAGUAUGCUUACCUCCGUUGGCAAUGGUCUGAACCUGGGGGACGACAGCAACGUCAAUAAACUGGCCAAGGUUGACACCACCAAUGGGCUGGAUCAGGGCCAGGUUGACAUUGCCCAAGACCAGAGAAGACAGAUCAAAUCUGUUGAGGACACCGGUCUGGGCAAUGGCGAGCAGCGUGUGCAGCUGCUGGAACUGGAGCAGAGCGUUGAUGUCAAAGGUCUGCACGUUGAAGAGGUUCUGAAACUGGAGGAGGUUGAGAUUGUUCUGAAGACCAAGCUGCUGGAAGAGGGCAAGGUCAACCUUGUUGACACCCAACAAGUAGCGGAGGUCCUGCUGCUUGAGGUUCAGGUUGUUGAGCUGGCCAACAGGGAUGGCAGUGCGCUUCUCGACAGCAGUAGAAACUUCAGGCUCAGAGGUGGUAGGGGCGGCAACGGCAACAGCGGCAAAGACGCCGGCAAAGAGAGUGGUGAACUUCAUGAUGAUGGUGGUGGUUGGGUAUAAACUGUUUCAAAGAAAGAAAAGGGUAUAGGCGUCAAGGACAGUAAUCUGGUGAGCACAGCUCGUUGUUAAAGAAAGAAGAUGAAAAACGAAAAAAAGAGGGAAGAGCACAGCUAUAGACUUGGUGGUUAGUACUUCUGAUUAUUCGGAGUAUGCGGUGAGAAGGGCUUCGGCCUACCUCUAAGAAGAGAGAGUAGAUGAGAAGAGUGGUGGUGAUGUUUGUGGAUGGAGACGAACCAAAAGAAAAGGGAUCAACACCAUCGAGUCCGGACAGUGUCUUCUUAUAGACCGAGGCUAGUCAUCGACUCUCGCACUGCCUCCAUUAUGCUCCCCCAGCCCCUCUGCAUGCCUAGCAAACAUUCAGAUUCCGGUGAGAAACAAGAGAUGAUACAGCCUGGAAACAGGAUCCAGGAGUAUCCCGCUCUGGCAUGUUGUUUUGAGUUUGCCAGAGUAAAACGAGGAGUCCAUGAUGUGAAGCACAACCUCCCUUGGCGAGAUGGUGCUGCUUCGUCGUCUAAGUGGUCCGUGUAGGGCCGGAUCAUGCCUCAACCGACGAUGGGGUUGUCCUGCAGCAACGCAUAAUGCCCACCAGGUGCUUGGUUUUUUUCCUGUAGCCCAGGUGCAUGAUGCUGUAUAUUCGGGUAUGAGGCUUGCCGUCUUUGCCUACCCAAGAUUUACACUCGUUGUUGUUGCCGAUAAAGCCAUGAGCUUAAUUAUUAUAUUAGCCCCUUUCAUUCUGGCAAAGAGCGAUUCCGUCAUGAAUAGCACGCACACCUUACGCUGAGGAUCCGAUGUCUCCCGCCAUCGUCUCUACACAAAGCUAUGGCAUGGUCAUUGCACCUUGCAGACUACGACGUCCCUUCAAGCGGUGCUGUUGCGUCGGCGUUUCAGACACAGGACGCGUUUGAGGCCAUCAGCCUAGCCCUUCUAGAACGCCGCUCUGAUUGGUAGACCCUAACAGAAAUGGCCAGACCUGUUUAGUCUUCUAAGUUAUUACGCCGGACUGUCUAUAUUGGCCUCGAGCGUUUAGAGUCUAGUCAUGCAAAUGCGUGCGCGAUGCCAUCAACGCCAUAUACAUAUGUAUAUACGCCGGCCGCCGGCACUUGCAAGACAACACUUGACAAACCAUGCUGCCGACAGCCGCUGCCCUGAAUGGAUCAUCUGUCGAUCUCAGGGAUUUUCCUGAUUCACAAGCAGGCACGGCCAAUUCAGUCUGAGAGCUGCGCCUUGUCAUCUUGUCUCAACAUUCGCGCACGCUUUGAUAUUGGACCAUGUAGGAGCAGGUGAGCGCGGGCACUAACCAACCAGUGUCGAGAGAGAUUCACCCGCAUCGGGGCUGAGCAAAAUGUUUAAAGGGAAAUUAAACUGCUUCAGGGGGCUCUCUUUUCAGAGCAGAGUUCGUCUUGUUCGUUGCUAUGAUCGGCGGUUUGCGUGGCCCGUAAGCAGAGAAUGCAUGCGCUUGGGCGCGUUUCAUGUUCGUGAACCCCGUGUUAGAGGUUUGGCAGCUGCCGAUGAUUAACACUAGGUUUCUUUUUUUGCUUUUCGGAUCGGAAAAGUAUGUUCCUAGCUGGCGAAUCCUAAAUUUGCUGUAUUAAUAUUGGUCGGCGCCCGCACAUUGGGCAAAUCGCAUAUCCAGGUCACAUGGGGUUGAAUAGUAGUCGUCCAGUAAGAGGGUAUCAGUGUAUAUAUAUUUGAAAACAAUGUGGUGUACAGACGCUUCUAAUGACAAAGUAAAUGAUUAUGCUUUUGUGUUUCCCUUUAUGUUUAUUUCCUUUAUUCCAUCAUCUGUCGGCUCGCCUUGAUAGUUGAUCAUCUGCUUUGUGAAAUCCUAGCCAUUCGCCGAGGAUGCCGCCAGGCUUGGGCACCGGGCACACACGGCUUGUUGAUUCGGGUGAUGCAUCGUCUGAGGUUUGGUUGAACUGGACAAUUCCAUUCUGUGUCUCGACUGUUUCUCUCCGUCUCCAUCGUCGUCGUCGGCCGUUCUCAUCGACAACCACCUCUCCGUCGGCGUAUUUCGUCCGCGGUACUGGGCACGGCAGCAGAUGUGGCAUGGCAACAACGAAGAAGCUGGCCAGAACUGUAGUGGCGAAUAGGGACGAGGUCAUUCGCGACCUCGGGUGCAGAUGAGGAGGCAUGUUGUAUGUGUAUAUGUGUCGGCGAUGGUGGAAGAUUUGUUUGUUUCGGAUGCUGCAGUCCAGCAGCAGUGCUCGUGCGAGGCCGUGCGGUCAAUUGGUUGCAGCAAUUGAUGUGAUUAUCGCAGUGAGAAUUGGAUAAAGCGACUGGAAUUGCACAAUGCGCGCGGUGGUGCAGGUAGCGGCUGUUUGUGGUGAUGUUGAUUGUCGUUGCC
[Torrubiella] hemipterigena is the source of this 7995-nucleotide messenger RNA. Lineage: Eukaryota; Fungi; Ascomycota; Sordariomycetes; Hypocreales; Clavicipitaceae. The record is from the annotation of a GenBank genome assembly.